Messenger RNA from Peronospora matthiolae, 3411 nucleotides. Lineage: Eukaryota; Oomycota; Peronosporomycetes; Peronosporales; Peronosporaceae. The record is from the annotation of a GenBank genome assembly.
AUGUCUGAUCGCCAAUUUGCGGGUCCUGGUGACUCGCUCUCCGACACCCAGGAGACGCAGCUCCAGCUCGUUGGCUACGUGUCCAGUUCCCUGUCGCUCACAGGAUCCCUCUACGUGCUGCUCUACUUUACGCACGUCUAUUGGAGGUGCACCCCGCAGCUGCCUCGGGUUAUUCAACACCGAGCUUCGCGUCGCGCUCGUACGGACUUUAUGGAUAAACUCGUGGUCGUGCUCGCCCUCUUUGAUCUUGUCGCGAUUGCAGCGCGCGCAGUCGGACGGAGCGUCGUGCACGACGUGGCGCUUUGCAAUACACAAGCGGCACUCCUUCAAACCGCCACCUUGGCGAGUUGUCUCUGGAUCUGCUGCACGGCGUUUAACCUCUAUCGCUGGAUCGUGGGCGGCGAGUCCGACGCAACGCGACAGCGAAGGUUCCCGGUUUUCGUGGCCAUCGCAGUGAUCCCUGGGGCAGCUUUAGCUGCGUUCCAUGUCUUGACAAACAAGUAUGGUGACGCAACUUUUUACUGCUGGCUGGAUGAGAUCCGGUACAUGUUUUUCAGCUUCUACGUCUUUUAUCUCCUCAUGGUCGUGUUCAACCUUGUGCUGCUUGCACUCAUCCACUUGAACAUCAAACAGCGAGUGGCAAGACACGACACGGUGGAGGCCGACACAUCGUCGAUGCUGAUUCGCCGCAAGUUGGUGCUCCACAUUGUUGUCUUUAUUGCCCAUCGCACACCAAUGAUGAUCUAUCGAAUGUUCGAAGCUGGAGGGAUGGUAAAUUUUAAAGUAGGCCUCACCGUGCAGGUAAUUCAAGACCUCAACGGACUUUCCAACGCAAUCGUAUACGGAGGCAUGUGCCGUCGAUAUGCAAAGAAGGAUAUACAACUGCGUGAUGGCGAUGCCAUCAGCUUACCCUCACCGACAGAAAGCAUGAUGGGUGGACUCCGUGUAAAGAAGUCAUCUGCGAUCAUGGAAGAUGAUCAAGAAACUAUGUUUCGUCCAUCCGCGAGCAUUGGAACUGCGACAGUCCGAUCAGGAUUUAUAGUCCCUUGCGAGUCGGACAGUGAAGAUUCAAGUGCAGACAGGAGUACUUACCCUUGCAAGAGCAAGGUCCUAUCCCAGAAAGGUUACAGCUAUAGUUAUCGUGAUUGGCAUCAGCGUUUGCUCAAGCAUUUUUCGCUACAUCAUGCACUACCUCCUGGAGGUUUUGAUUGCGAUACUCCGUUUGAGCCGAAAAAGAUUGCGAUCUUCGCGUCGACAUUUAACAUGGGUGAGAAGGAUGUUCUCGAUAGCGAAUUGCGCCAGUGGAUACCGCUUCGAAAAGAUGUGUACGUAUUCGGAGUGCAAGAGUGUAUGAACCUUGCGGACUUGCAAAUGAAGAUACUGCGCCACCUCCUUUCCGGAUCAAGCAGCAAAUAUGUGCAUUACUCCCGCGAGAUCGGUAAACGAGCUACAGCGUUGGGCUACCACGGAUACAUUGCUCUAUGCAUUUUUGUACGAUCGUCAGCUGUAGCAUCGGGGCGAUUUCGGAUAAUACACGGGCAGCGAAGAAACCGAAAUGCCCAGGAAGUGUUCCGCGGCAAGUCACUUUUGCUCUUCGGCCGCGCAUCCAACAAAGGAGCCGUCGGUAUGUCUUUUCGGUUCGAUGGUACGUCAUUCGCGUUCGUGACCUGUCACUUAGCGUCCGAUUCGUCAAGCUUGACGCGGGCCAAGCGAAAGAAAGACCAUACCACAAUUUUGGAAGCAAGUGACAGCUUGCUGGAGGCAAGUAUGGAAAAUGACAACGGACGGAGUAGCGGCGGGGACUGUAGUAGCAAAGCUUCGAUUUCUAACGGUGCUACAGUGAAAGUACACCAACCACCUUCUAAAGUGGAGCGCCGGAACCGAGACGCGAUGGAAAUUUUACAACAACUGUACUUAGAUGAAGAAGACUAUGGAUUCGGAUUCUCGCAUUUACACCACCACAGCUUUAUUCUUGGCGAUUUUAAUUAUCGGAUGACACGCAAAGGGGCAACGCCGAUGGACAUGCUGAAGCUACUUGUAAAUGCUGGCAUUGAACGCUACCAAACAUGCGAAGAUACGCACGCUCUGGUUUUGUCGUCGCCGUGUUACUCCCCAUCAAUUUCACAUGCAUCGGUGUGUGAGCUGUCUGGUCACAAUGAUGAAGCUGGUUUUCGACACUGCAUGACACCAAAAGCACGGAGUCUAGCUCGGAUUUCGUCAACUAGGGUGACGGUGAGAGAGCGAGUGGGCGCAUUUCCGAGAAAAGGUCACAGUAGUUCGGUGCCAUUUCAACUGCAAUCGCUCGUUGAGGAGCAUGAUGAGCUGUCCCACUUGUGCCGCUCACAGCAGCUUUUUCACGGAUUUCAGGAAAAGGCGAUCACAUUCUUUCCAACUUUCCGGCGGAUACGAGGACAAACUUUGCGGAAGCCACUAGAUGCACUCAUGCUUCAGCAGAACUACUCACUCGUCGCAGCUCACGGUGGAUACAGAGUACCGUCUUACACGGAUCGCAUCUUCUACAGCUCGCUCGCAGGUACACAGAACGCACUUCACUGUCUUUCUUACGAUUCUUGCGAGCUAGUUACCUCAUCGGACCACAAGCCUGUGUCUGCUUGCUUCGAGGUGGCGUUGCUAGCAUCAGCACAAAAACCGUUCGUACCUUCACGAAUGGCGGAUGAUUCAGCGUGGUUUGGCAACUCGACAGAUACCAAGGCUACAGUGUUUCAUCCUAACCCCUUGGCAAGUGCCAUGGCUGCUGCUCGAAUGGAAGACAUACGUGGUGCGUGCGAACUCCGUCUAAGAAUCGAGUUUCGUUCAAUCCACUGGACUGAUACACUCGACUCGGCAUUGUUUGAUCGCGCUGAACAUGUGCAAUUUGGCUUCCUUUUUCCACUGCCGUGCGAAGACGUUUUUGCGCCCCAGCGAAAGUUACAUGAAGUGGCUGAGCAGUUGACGUUUGGCGGAGCCGACACAGUCGACGCGGACUUUGCGUCUACGGUCACACCAAUCUCCAAUUUUCACACCUUGAAGUGGCAUGAGUUUGUCAACGGUGGGUUACGGUAUCAUACCAUGGCAGGGGCUGCCGGCCACAAGCACGUGGCUGUGAUUCUUCGUGGCCGAAGGCGCACAGUACCCAGGAGUGCACCGGGGUCUUGUUUGAUGGGAGGAGGUAGCUGUUCACAGUUACUGCAUAGCAGCUCGACCUCGCUCGUCUCUUCGCACUCUUCAGCUGCGCUUCAUAACGGCGUGAUAUCGUCUGCAUCUUUCUCAUCGGAGCAAUUAUUCGGACACGGCACCUUUUGCGCUGAAGAUAUGAUGAAGAAACGCGACGUUUGUGUGCCGCUGACAUUGGGCGGAAGGCUACUUGGUCGUCUUCAGCUACGGGUGUCGUUGCAGUUGCGUCAGAAAUGA